UUCCACCUACCGGACAAAAGUCGCUCGCACUCGAAUCCGAAACAAGACCGAAACAAAGUUCAGAACGAAUCGAAUCGAAUCGAAUCCAAAAUAAACCAUCAUGACAAAACAACAACAACAACAACGAGGCUCCUCUUUCUCGCGGAACGCCCUGGUGGCGGCGGCGUCGGUUGCCGCGGCAAUGGCUGCAGGCGCAAGCGCAUGGAUGCCACCGGCCAAGACGAUUUCGUCCCACAMCAAAAACAUUCCCAACACGAACCACAACGGGCAGCAGCGGCUCCCCCGGCCGGAACAAUCGCUGCCGCUCCGAGACCGGCAACGGCUGUUCAUGGCCGCCGAGGAAACCGCCGCCUCGCCGUCGCCCAUGUCCUUUCUCGAGGAAGACGAGUGGAAAAGUGUCGAGGACCUCCACGACACCGCGACUAAGAAAGCCGCGGACAGCGACGCAUCCUACCAGGAGGCCGCGGAGGAAAUCAUCCCCACCCUGUCGAACGCGCUGAUCAUGAAGCUMCGCAGCGGGGAGCAGCUCGUGCCCCCGGAGGCGGCCGGGGAUGCUUCCAACGACCGGCUCCUCGGGAUCUUCUCGGAGGUUUCAAAGGCCCUCAACACGAUGGCGGACCGCCGCCUCGAUACGGCCCGCGACACGCUGAAGCAACUGAUGAACGCGGGCGAGAUCAAAAAGCUCGAUGCCCUCAUCGGAAAAUCCGCACGGGAACGACGACUGGACGUUGCCUUUUUCCAGGUCCUGCAGAUGAACCUCCGGGACGCGAGCGAGGAAGCCCAGGGAGAGAAGGACGGUGCGGUGGACCGCUUCCAGAUCCUGCAGCACAUCUACACGCGGUGCCAGGAAGAGGUGGAAAAGACGAUCAACCCCGGAACGGCCCUCCUCAACAAGCUCCUGCGGACGGAGGUCGAUUCCAUCCGCAAGAACCAGCUGAACCACUACCUGUGCCCCGCGAAGACGACCAUCACGUCGCCCGACGGCAAGGAAAUCGUGCUGAACAACGGGGAGCCUAGCAAGCCCCUCGUCGCCCACGACGAUUUCUGCGUGGCCAUUGGCAACGCCGUCCAGCAGAUCCGGACCGUCGAGAAGUCGGGGGCCACCAGCCCCGCCGUGGCGGCCGACCUGGUCGAAUCGAUCCGGCAGGUGGCCAUCCAGGGGCGUUUCGUGAUCGGGGAGCACUUYGGUGGGAACUCGACCGAGGUGAUCGCGUUCGAGGACGCGCUGGAACCCGUCUUCCGACCCACCUCGCCCGACAGCCCCUACAUCCAGGGGGAGCAAUAAGCCAAACGCGAUGUUGUACGGUACAAAUCCACGAACAGACAAAAGCCACCGAUCAACAAGCAUGAAAGCGUCCGGUACAGAAACGGAAACAAACCAUAACGCCUUCUUUUGCUUUCCCCAAAUUGCCUAGACCAAACCUGUUGGAUUUCAAAAUGCAAUUGAAAUGUGUGCGAUUCGAUAGCUAUGCGAUUUCAUUGCAAGCACAUUCCAUCGCAUUUUUCGAUCGCCAUUUGUCAGAUUUACAAUCACGCUGGACGUUUACCCAAGAUAAUAACUAUUUUGACUCAUA
Pseudo-nitzschia multistriata is the source of this 1574-nucleotide messenger RNA. NCBI's taxonomy places the organism in Eukaryota, Bacillariophyta, Bacillariophyceae, Bacillariales, Bacillariaceae. The record is from the annotation of a GenBank genome assembly.